AUCUUUUGAGUAUCAUUUCAUAGCGGUUCAGAGAUCGAGAGCGUGUGAGUAGCUACUGUUGUGCGGCUGACCACCGGGAGCUGAAAACUUUUGUGGGAAAGGCUAUUUCAAUUUCAUUUCUGAAUUAUUUUGAUCCCAUUAGGCCUACACGCAUUAUCUCUGGUUCCAUUCUUCCAAUCAGUUUCACCAGUAGCCUCUCCUAUAACAUUCACUGCAGCUGUACAUAGACACAGAGUACAUCACACAAUCUACACUACUGGCCCAGCUAGCGCUAUCCCAAGCCAGCCACUGCACAAUCGCUUGAGGAACGGAUUAAGGAGCGUUUUAAAAUGGCCACAGAAGCUGAAAAACUGGGAAUAACAUCCAAGCAGUAUGAUACAUUCUUGAAGUUUAAAGAGCGAGUGUCUGAUGCUAUUCAGCCCUACCAUGAUGACUAUUGGCUGAGGCGGUUCUUGAGAGGCAAAAAGUUUGACAUAAAAAAAGCAGAGAGCCUCUUUAGAAAAGAUAUAGUUUGGAGAGAGGAGAAUAAGGUUGCAACUAUAGCAGAGGACUUUAAGACUCCCGAGGUGUUAGAGAAAUAUCGCAUUGGAGGAAUGAUAGGGUUUGGUAAAGAUGGCCGACCUAUCUUUCUGGAUCCAUUUGGUCUCAUUGAUUUCAAAGGUCUCCUACACGCAGUCACACAAACAGACCUCAUGAAGUUCUACAUCCAGCGUUUCUCAGGUCUUAACGAUCUCAUGAUCGAACAAUCAAAGAAGUUGAACACAAACGUUGAAGGCAUCCAUUUCAUCAUGGACUUUGAGCACCUCGGUAGACAGCAUCUCUCCAGGCCCUCUACCCAGCUACAGAUUUCUAUUGUGAACAUGUGCGAGGCCCACUUUCCUGAGUUGCUCUUUCGUAUCUAUAUCCUUCGGAGCCCUCGCCUCUUUCCUCUCCUCUACUCCCUCAUUAGUCCUUUCUUAGGAGAACACACACGCAACAGGGCAGUCUUCUGCAAAGAUAACUUUAAAGAAGUACUUCUGAAGUAUAUAGAUGCUGAUGUACUCCCUGUGUACUGGGGAGGAACCAAGGAGGAGGAUGGUGAUGGACAAUGCCCCUCUCUUGUGAGACGAGGAGGCAAGGUACCUAAGGAGCUCUAUCUGACCGGACGAACCGUGUCCAUAGAUCCAUCACAGAUGACCAAGAAGGAGAUCUCUAGUCGUGGGUCUUUAGAACUCACCUACAAUGUCACCAAGCCUGAUAGCGUCAUCAAUUAUGAGUUCCGGACCCAGGACAACGACAUUGGUUUCGGGAUCAAAUUCAUCGCCGAGGAUGGAACCAAGACUGUAAUCGCUGAGUCUCAACACUUGAACUGCCAUCGAUGUCCAGAAACAGGCACCAUCGAACUCAAAGAUCCUGGAACAUAUGUAGUCAAGUUUGAUAACAGCUACAGCUGGACGAGGAGUAAGAAGCUCUUUUACUGGAUUGAGCUUCUGGAAACGGAUGAGACGGUAGAGGAACAGGUCAAGAACCAGGUGCCACAAAUAGAGAUAGAAUCAGAGUUCUUACCGGCUGAAGAAGGCUAGCUCUCUCUCUCUCUUAAAGGCCCACUGCACUACUUGUAGCUACUUGCGCCCUCUAUAUAACAAACAAUGCCUAAUCGGUGACCAUUGGUCCCCCAUGAU
This is a messenger RNA of Strongylocentrotus purpuratus (purple sea urchin), 1661 nucleotides long. RefSeq names its product SEC14-like protein 2. The record is from RefSeq and is a predicted model, not a curated record. The transcript is spliced from 12 exons. Bases 330 to 1562 code for a protein of 410 amino acids. Gene Ontology annotation, cellular component: cytoplasm. NCBI's taxonomy places the organism in Eukaryota, Metazoa, Echinodermata, Echinoidea, Camarodonta, Strongylocentrotidae.